Molecule: messenger RNA, 2267 nt
Organism: Spodoptera litura
Lineage: Eukaryota; Metazoa; Arthropoda; Insecta; Lepidoptera; Noctuidae
Source: RefSeq, a predicted model, not a curated record
UGCCUGUCCAGUAUUUUCAACUAGUUGCAACAACACUUUGGCACUGAAAAUUAAACUUGCACUUGGAUUGAGUCAUGGAUGAUUUCACACGCAUAGUGUUUGAAAUGAGCAGCAUGUUCAAACAACGCAUGGCUGACUUUGAGGAGGAGCAUAAGAAUAAUGCAGCCACGCCGGGACUGUCACCGGAGUACAUUGCUUUCCGGACGUUCAUCAUGCAGGCUCUCAGUGUUUUCCAGCAGCAGGUGAACUUUGUGGUGCAGAGCAUGGACAACAUGCAAAUGCGAAGCCGGCGUAAGAUAUUACUUCUGCAUGGUGUGUCGGAAUCCGAACCUAAGGAAGAGGAUACUACCCAGGUGGUGGUACAGGUUGUCAAGGACCGCCUCAAACUUGACAUAAAGCCUUCCGACAUCAAGCGGUGUCACCGGAUGGGUCGAGUUUCCCAAAAGGCUCGACCCAUUUUGCUCAAGCUUCACGAUGUGGCUCUCCGUGACAACAUCUGGCGUGGAAAGACUAAGUGCAAGGGCUCGGGCGUUACCAUCUCCGAGUUUUUGACAAAGAUACGUCACAACACGUUCAUGGCAGCUCGAGAGAGGUUUGGCGUCAAUCAAUGCUGGACGAGGGAGGGCACUAUAUAUGUCCUGGACUCGAAGGGCGCUCGACACAGAGUGACAUCCAUGGACGACCUCGAGAAGAUUGAGCCCCAACCGCCUGAGCGGGGUGCUGCACAGCCUGUCACUGCAGCUGCCGGAAGAAACGCCGUGCCCAGGGCAAGGCGUGCUGCAGCAGCAUCACGAAAAUAAAGUAUAUUUGUUUUUAAGUCACUUUCUAUGGGUAGUUUGGGUUAAUUGGGUAUUCUUUUAUUUUGUAAUGUUGUCGCAUUACCUUCACUUCAUAAUAUUUAUUAUUUCUUUUCAUAAUUCAUUUCGUUAAGGUAGUAGAAUUUUACUGUUUACAUGCUCAUUUGUCACUGUCACUUUCAUGUCAUUAUUUAUCUGUCAUUCUUUAUUCUGCGUUUCGUUCCACGUACUGCAUGCAUGUGUUUUGGGUGGCAUGUUAUUGUGUGACAUAGUAUUUUUUUUUUUUCUUAUUUUUUUUUUAUUCAAUAGUUCUAUUAUUAGCCUAAACUACCACUGCUUCGUUAUUUCAUUUAUUUCUUUUUAGUUGUUUAUUGUUUUUUAUUGCUUUUCUGGUUAUCUUUUGCUAUUUGUUGUUUGCUUUCUUAUAUUAUGAUUCUUACAGACUAACUGGCAGGUGGAGUGCUAUACUGGAUUGUGUGAAACACACAUUAAUAAUAUUUCAGCUUUGUUUUUAUAUUGCAUUAUUUGUAUCUAUUUUACAUAUUUUUAUAUAUUGAUAGGAAUUACACAUUACACACCCAUGUCUGAUUGUAGUAGCAAUGACUCAGAUACAUUCUUAUCUCUAACUUCAGACGAUGACAGUUAUUGCAGCUUACCGUCCUUACAUGAGACACUCGCUUCUAUAUUUUCUGAUGUAUCGCAGAACUUCAAUGUGGUUCACAUUAACGCCCAGAGUAUUCCGGCUCACUACCCCGAUAUGCUGGCAAUUUUUCAAUCUAAAAAUAUACAUGCAAUUCUAGUGUCCGAAUCUUGGAUGAAACCUUGUCUCCCUUCUUCCUCUUAUUCUCUUCCUGGGUUCAAUAUGAUUAGGAAUGAUCGUGCGGUUGGGGGUGGGGGUGGUGUGGCCAUAUAUCUCCGUAAUAACAUCUCCUUUAACAUAUUGAACAUGUCCACGCAGCCCCCUCCUCAGAACGCUGGUGAACACCUUUUUCUGGAGGUUGAGUUACAUCACGCUAAAAUUCUUCUUGGCGUGUAUUACUGUCCUUCUUUGCGUAUAAAUUUCUUCUCCUCCUUCGAGCAACUCCUGGAAACAUUUGUACCUUCAUAUGAUCAUUGUAUCAUUAUGGGGGAUUUUAAUACAUGUCUCUUAAAAAACGACUCGCGUUCCACUUCUUUUUCCCGUUUAAUUAAGUCUACCAAUCUUUCUAUCCUUGACCUCAAGGCUACUCACCACUUCCCUAAUUCAGUUCCUUCGCUUCUUGAUUUAAUCUUAGUUUCUUCCCCAAACCACGUUGCCAAACAUGGCCAGUGUCCAGCUGACGCCUUCUCUUAUCACGACCUUAUCUAUACUUCCUUUAAAAUUCGCCCACCCAAGCAUAAGUCGAGAACUCUCUAUCUCCGCAAUUUUGAGGGCAUGAAUGUUGAGCGUCUACGGGAGGAUGCUGCUGACAUUGACUGGAAACCUCUGGC